AUGCCACCCCUCUCUCGAGGUCCUGAAUUGUCGCCAGUCUCAACGACGAGUGAAUGGUCUGGUGUCAACAAUUACAAUCAAUUGCCCAGGAACGAUGGGCCAGUCUCUACGCUGCCUUUGAAUCCUCCAGGAGACGACUUUGCUCCCUCCAAACCUCAGCCAUCGAUGCGCCCUCCUCCCCCGAAUGGCGGCAUGAACUUCGCUCCCCCGUCGCUGGAUGCAAUGGGACAACGUCGUCCGUCCGAAUCCGGUUCACGGGGCUCCUCGCGUGCCGGAUCCAUCGCCAAUUCCCGCUCCAGCGACGGCACCAUUUCGGACGAACAAAGCAGAAAAUACCGGAGGAUGGAGGCAGAGUUGUUUCAGCACUAUACUAUUUUGAAGGGGUUCCUCAAGGGCAGUGCUCAGGCUCCGCCUCGCCCUAACAAGGCUCGGGAUAAGCUGCUGCGACUAUCUCCCGUUCAAUUCCACGAACUGAGCACCGAUGUCUUUGACGAGUUGCAAAGGAGACAAGCUUCAACCCCACUUCCUGGCCGCCCACCGCGUCAACAAAUCGUUCCCCCUUUUCUACAACCACGACCCGAUUUUCACGAAAAGCGAAACCAGGCCAGGCAAAAACUCUCGUCGCUGCAAGCCCCCAGGUUUCGUGACCUUUCGACCGACGUCUUUUGCGAGUUGGAACGCAGAUUUCCACAAUUUGUGAGACCUGAUGGAGGAAGAAGAGACAGUGCCCGUUCACAAUCCAGAGGUCCAGCGGCCUCAUCCAGAGACGGUCCUCCUGUCCCCAACGGCUUCGGCGCACCGCCCAGAACGCAGUCCUUCGGCCCGUCGGGCGCGGCAAACUAUCCUCAAAGGCAAGAAUCGGUGUCCAGCCUUCCUCAGCUCGACAAUCCUCCUCCACCCAACGAUUAUGGGCGACCAAUGGCCAAGCAAUUCCAGAGCAACACCAUAACGCCCAAUAAAAGUAUGAUGGUCGAGGACGAAGACGAUUCACAAGCAACAGAUUCCAAAUACGAUCGAUCUAGCGAUGCCUUCGGUCUUGAAAGCUCUCUCACGAGCCCGAGAAGUGAUAGGGAUACGUCUGCGACGUCGCAGAGUUUCGUCAGCAUGAAUUAUACUAAACCGAACUUACCGAGCUUGACCGAACUGCAAGAAAAGGUCUCUAAUUUGGAACUGAACCUCGAAUCGAAGGAUGAGGAAUUGCGUCAGAUGCAGAGACAGAGCGAAGAUUGGGCCGUCACAAAGCAGGAUCUGGAGAGGAAGAUUGAACAGGCAGAAAUCUUGAACAAGUCACUCGAACAGGAAAUCGAAAAACUCAGAGCCGAGCAACCCCAUUACAGCGGCGAAAAUGUCCUUUGGAAGACCAAAUUUCUAAAAUUGGAUCACGACCAUGGUGUGUUACAAGAGCAGCUAGAGCAACAACGACAGUUGACAGACGAAGUGAGCAGACAGGGUCAGGCAUACCUGCAAGAGAUGAGGGCUAUGGCGGAAUCUGGCGGGGAUAAUCUUGAACAAGAAGAGAAGCUGCGAGUUGAUGUUCAAAAGCUUGAAGAAGAGGUUAGGAGCUGGAAGGCCCGUUAUGUGAAGGCCAAAGCACAACUUCGUAGUGUCCGCGCAAGCUCGCUAGGGCUCAGCAUUGCCCGCCCUGAUACCGGUCAACACGCAAUGGCUCUUCAGGACCGAGAAGGGUUGGUCAAGGACGUUCACGUCACGAAGUUCCAGAUCGCAAUCGAUGAGCUACUCCAAAUUGCCCGAUCUGACAGUCCCGCUGCUGUACUCGACCAUAUGAAAAUUGUGGUGUUGGCGGUGCGCGGAAUCACGUCAGAUAUCGACGCCGGGUCAUCAACAGAAAAGGACGAUGAAAUGGGCAAGAGACGGGCCAAGCUCAAAACCAAGGUCUCCGCUACAGCCAACAAUUUGAUUACAGCUUCGAAGAAUUUCGCUUCGGCCAGUGGACUCUCUCCACUCAGUCUCCUGGAUGCCGCAGCUUCACAUUUAACUGCAGCUAUUGUUGAUCUGCUUCACACGGUUAAGAUUCGCCCCACACCAGCUGGGGAACUGGAAGAUGACGAUGAACCGACAUUAGAACCGCUACAAAGCAACGGGUAUUUCAACAUCGCCGAAACUUUGAGGAGGCGGAGUGAAGUUGAAAGCAUCUAUAGCGCACUGAGCACGCCAUCGGCGACAAGGAAUGUGCCAAAUCGGGCAGGAUCAGUUCUUCAACGUAAUGGAUCGAAUUAUGUGAAUGGCGCUGGACUAGGAAUAAAGUCGGAGUACGGAACCAGUCAGGAGGAGGCUGAUCUAGAGGAUCUCAAGAUGUACCUCGAAGAUCAGACUGAUGGAUUAGUUCAAUCCAUCACCUCCUUGGUCGAUGCCAUCCGGAAGGACGAUGCCAUGCUCACGAUCCGAAGUCAUAUGACGACAAUUUCUGCCACGAUUGAAAACAUUGUGAACUCGGUAGACCGGACAGGGAACGAGCCAUCCUCGUACCAAGCCAUCUUGAAAGAGAAGUCAGGCUCGAUUGUCGCCAAUUUGCGAGAAUGCCGCGAACAAAUGUUGCAGGCAAGCAAUGAAGCUCCCGACGACAAAGAAUUUCUCCAGCAACUUCCUCCUCUGUCCUUUAAAAUCGCGCGAGAGACCAAGGAAUUGGUGUCCAGGGUGAUGGUUAUUGAAGCCAGGCCUGCUAGAGGCGGCGAAGAUGAUUUUAGCUAA
Messenger RNA from Cladophialophora psammophila CBS 110553, 2709 nucleotides. RefSeq lists its product as uncharacterized. Lineage: Eukaryota; Fungi; Ascomycota; Eurotiomycetes; Chaetothyriales; Herpotrichiellaceae. The transcript is spliced from 2 exons. Gene Ontology annotation, molecular function: MAP kinase scaffold activity. Gene Ontology annotation, cellular component: cell cortex of growing cell tip; actomyosin contractile ring. The record is from RefSeq and is a predicted model, not a curated record. Bases 1 to 2709 code for a protein of 902 amino acids.